Molecule: messenger RNA, 1329 nt
Organism: Zea mays
Lineage: Eukaryota; Viridiplantae; Streptophyta; Magnoliopsida; Poales; Poaceae
Exons: 4
Coding region: 1-1329 (442 amino acids)
Biological process (GO): microtubule-based process
Cellular component (GO): microtubule
Source: RefSeq, a predicted model, not a curated record
AUGGCGCACUAUGGCUCGCAUCUACCCAACGAUAAGGGAGGUUCUGUCGCAUCGUGGCAGCCGGUGCGGUCGCUGGCGCUCGCGGUCCACGUUGAGUCGCAGUGCCAGCAUGCGUGCUCCGCGCGCGGCAUGCUGGCCAUGGCCAGCAUGGGGAAGAUGAGCGUCGGGGACCUCACGGAGGCCGACCUCAAGGGGAAGCGCGUCUUCGUGUGCGCCAAGCUCCACGAGCCACCCGACGAGAACCAGAACAGCACCAAUGACAUACUCCCCACUUCGUGCAACACUGUCGUGGACGUCGUGAAGCGGUGCCAACGCCUGUUUCUGCUCGCGGACUCGACCGGCGCGUUCGACGCUACCGUGGCGGUGCGGGUGACCCAGAUGGUCAUGUCGUCGCCGACCGAGAACGCAACACCCACAGGCUCCUCACAGGAGAGCACGGCGUGUUGGUUCUCGUGCAACAACAAGAGCAGCAAGCAACUGCAGCAUGGCGGGCCGUUGUUGGAUGGGUCGUCGUUGGCCAAGCGGCAGCAGCCAAGGGUGAUGCUAGUGUGUCGAGCGAUCACGGGAAGGGUGAAGCGGCCCAAAGAAGAGGAGCAGGCGGCGGUCGUCGCCGACAUCGAGGGCAAGGAGGAGUACGACUCAGUGACGAGGUUGACCAGGGUGAACUGUCGUUCUGAUUUCAUCAUCUGGAGGAGUCUGUUCGACGCGUGCUGCAGGCUGUGCAAGUUGUUCAACUGCCAGGAGCUCAAGCUCAUAGACAGCCAAUCUACAUUGACCUUGAUUGAUGCUCAAGUGGUGUUUGAGGAAAUGCAGCAAAGUGCUACCUCGGUUGGUGUCCCGCAGGAUGCCUUCAACACGUUCUGCACCAAGACUGGUUCCAGCAAGCAGAUGGCCAGAGCCAUCUUUGUCGACCCUGAGCAUGGUCUGUACCCCCAGCUCUUCCACCCAGAGCAGCUCAUCUCAGGGAAGGAGGACACAACUAACAACUUCUCCCGUGGCUACUACACUAUUGGAAAGGGAAUGGUGCUGGUAGCUAACAACUUUGGUGAUGACCUCCCUGCUCGCCGUAGUGAGAUCAAGCAACCAUGGCCUCCACCUCAGGAGUUGUCAUGCUUGGAUUUGAACAUUAUGGUCGUCUCUGUGUUCCUUGCUACCAGUGACCUACAUGCAAUGACCUACAUAUAUGCUCUCUCUAGGAAAAGGCCAACUCAGUCUUUGUUUGGGAUCCCGGUGGUGUUGCGAACAACAGCUUGGGGGCAAGCUGCAUCUCAAAGAGAGGGAAAUGUCAGGUACCCGGCCCAUAUGGUGUUCGCCGGCUCAAUUAGCUGA